GGGGGUUGGAAUGAGGUUUAGCACGAUUGGAGAUGGAGACUAUGAAUACGGAUAGGAGAAGUUUGAAAGAAAAAGUUCAUGAGACAGCAAGGAAGGCAAACGGCAGCUUGAACACUCUACGUACAAAGAAGAAGGUGGGGUUUGCUCCACAGGGGUUCAACAAUUAUUCUUCAACCAGAAAAACUCAGAGAAAGAACGGCCUCCCAAAGCUAAAAUAACUUCAUCGGAAACUAUUUUGUAGACGAAGAAGAGAAAGUGCCAGGUAGGAACAGCAUUGAUCGGAAGAAGGACAAAGACCAUACCUCCAUUAGAUCUAGCCGCAAGGAUGUCUCUCUUAAACUCCCAGAACUCAAGAACAAUGGAAUCUUCACAUCUUUUAACGAAGGUGUUACUAGUUUUAAAGCAACUCUGGAGAAAUAGCUCCAAGAAAUCAAGCAAAGGCAGUUUUUCAAAACGCAAGAUUAAUAAUUCAAAAAAGAGAAUUUUGGUAAAGGUUCAAAAGGGGCUAAAAGACUGUUCUCCACGAAGUAAGGGAAAGAAAUCUGUAAUGAAAUCUCCAUUAGUUCCAAUUGUUUAUAAACCAAUGGAUAACAUUAAGACUCCUGGGCAUAUGAACUCUCCUAAGAGAGGGUUGAAUCUUUUCAAAGGUAUUGCGCCGUCUGAGAGUUCAUUUAAAGAUAAUCUAAGCUUUAAUAAAAAUCAUAAACUGGUGAGGAAAAUUAAGAAGAACUUACUAAACACAAGAAGAAUUACUCAACAAAUUACUGACUCAAUCAGGGUGACUAAUGAUGAAUCUGACUCUGAGUAUUACAAGAAGAUCCAGGAUGGAGUUGAGAUUCAAUCCAUGACAAGUCUCUAUGCAUCUACUCCAGAUAAUAAGAAUGAGCUCAAGCCUGAUGACCUUAUAGCAGGCGAGGAAGCUAUUCAUAACAUGCAUUCUAAAUUUAAGAAGUAUAGAAGGAUCAAGGAGAAGGAAGAGUUUGAAGGAAAAGAACCUAAAUAUCCUCUUGUACAGUUCAUAGAUGCAGCUGAUCGGCGAAACAUUUUACCAAAGCCAAUAGGACUAAUUAAUAAAAGUCCUCAGAUGAAGAAAUAUCCUCUUGAGAGUGUCAAGAGUAUCUUCGUAGGAAAAGAUUAUGCCUUUCCAUUCUCUGAAGGCAUACAGAUCAUUAACAAACUAAAAGACCUUGACCUUAGCUGUAGCGAUUUGGGUAAUGGAAUGCUAAUUCCUAUCCUAAAGAAGCUACCUACUUCUCUUGAAAAACUAGAUGUUAGUAGCAAUAGGAACUUUUCUGACAAGGUUUACCACAUUAUUGCUUCCUUACUUGAGGAUAAAGAUAGAAGUAUAAAAUCACUAAGUUUGGACAACACAAACUUAAACGACAAGAAUCUUGAGAUUAUUCACUAUUCACUAAUUUAUGCAUCUAGUUUGGAAAGCCUCGAUCUUAGUAGAAACAAGCUGAGUGAUGAAGGAGCUAUUAUUCUGAGCGAUAUCAUUAGCUCUAAUACUACUUUAAAAACACUAUUGAUCCAUUGGAACAAAAUCAUGGCAAAAGGAGGAAUCGCUAUAGCUCAUGCCUUAAAAGGAAACUCCGGGAUAGAAACUUUUGAUGUUUCUUUCAAUAAUUUUGGAGGAGGAUUUGAUGACAAUAAAUGCUCACAAGCAUUCAAGAGUUGUUUUAAAGAAAACAAAACUUUAGCUCAUAUUGAUAUUUCCUUCUGUGGACUUAACCAAGAAGAGAUCAUCAUAAUUAAUGAAGGAUUAUCAGAGAACCAUACAAUUUGGGGCAUCCAUUGCCUUGGGAAUGCAGGGAAAGUUGACCAAAUGGGAUACCUGGUCCCUUUUACUUUGCGAGAUGACCCAAUCACUUAUACCUUCUCAAGAAUAAAGGGAGAACUCCAGGCUGGCCUAGUUCCAAAAGAGCAAGUUGGAGACAUUAACAAAACUAAUUGAUGGAUUUGAGAGGGCUGGGUUGCACACAAAUUUGAAUUCACUCCAGGCAUUUCUACCGAAGAGCCAAUAAAUAAUGAGAAAGAGCUAACAUUGCAUGCAGAGUUUGAUAAUUAUCAUCCUGAUCUCUUAUUAGCAGAUGAGGCUAAGAGUGGCACUUUUUCAUCUUACAGGAUGAUUCCUCCUCUAGAAUGAAAAUAUUACUUUAUGAAUGAAGAUGAAGCAGCCAUUUUAGCAGCAGAUCUUCCUCAACAAGAGUGAAUGCUAAUUGAUGAGGAUAGAAAACUGGAUAAAGUUAAUGUAUUAGCAAAUCUUGAGCAAAACAAGUGUGUUUAUGAUCAAGAAUACAGGUCUAAGCAACCUUGUAUUCCAAGACCUCCACCAAAGUUCAUGGUUAAAUAAGGAGAGGAUCAAAACUCCUUGGGACUUCUUUAAGUCUGUGUUCAAAGAUUACAAGCCUGAUACACCAACCCUUCUAGAGGGCUGUUUCGAAUAUGACUGGAAAUGCAGCAAGAUCACUAAAUUAGUGAAGAAUGAGGAAGAUCAAGCUGAAGUGAAGAAGAUACUUAAAUCUCAUUACAAAGAAUUCCGAGAGGUGUAUAAAUUCCAAGGAGCGCUGAACCCAGCAGGGCUAUAUCCCAGUAUUGGUUCUAAUGUGAUCAGUGAGAUUGUAGCAAGUUGUAAACACUUGGUUGACAAUUCCACCCUGAAUCUUUCUGAUAUCGACCUGGAAUUUGUUGCUACAAAUGCUGGGAACAAGAAUAAUCCUAGAAACCCUGAAAGACAGCUGGUGAGAUACCAGCUGAUGGAAUAUUUUGUAAGAAUAGCAAAAUCAAAAUUUAUCAGGAACAAAAUCUGCGACACCUUUGGUGAAGCAGUUAAGAAAAUAUAUGAUGAGCAUCUAAAGGAAUUCUUUGAAAAAUAUGACUGCCACAAGUGGAGGACUACAUACUUGUGGAAUGAGCAUUGAGAUUAUGUGUUUAAAAGAUACAUGCCAGCAAUCAAAAAGGUCUAUGAAAAAUUCUCAGGCAGGUUUGCUCUCCCUGGUGCAACUAAGUAUAUGUCAUCGGAAGAAUUCUUUGACCUUAUUGAUAUAAUAGGAGUUGUAAGCGAUGAUUUUGGGCAAAGAGAAAUCUCCCCUAUUUUCAAUUGUUCAAUGAUGACUCAGAAAGAUGAACUAGAAAGUGAUAGACAUAUUAAUAUGACUCUCAUUGAAUUUAUUGAAGCAAUUGGAAGACUAGCUUAUAAAAUUAAGCUACCAAUACCAUUCGAGUAUCUGAAUCUGAUAUUCGAUGAAAUGGUUAAUGAGAACACAAGCAUGGAAAAUCAACCAUUAUUCAUCUCUAUUGAGACACUGAUAGUCCAGAUGAUAAAAUGCUGACUCAAGAAGGACUUUGCAGAAACAUUCUUAGAAAAUAUGGAGAAGUAUUAUAAAGAUCAAUACAAUGCUCCAAAGAGAACAAGAUAUGCACAUAUAGGUGGCCCAUACUAAUUCAACUCAUAUUUCUAAAGUA
This is a messenger RNA of Moneuplotes crassus, 3465 nucleotides long. The record is from the annotation of a GenBank genome assembly. NCBI's taxonomy places the organism in Eukaryota, Ciliophora, Spirotrichea, Euplotida, Euplotidae.